This is a messenger RNA of Harmonia axyridis, 6514 nucleotides long. Its product is annotated as cadherin-89D. Gene Ontology annotation, cellular component: catenin complex; plasma membrane. The record is from RefSeq and is a predicted model, not a curated record. The transcript is spliced from 25 exons. Lineage: Eukaryota; Metazoa; Arthropoda; Insecta; Coleoptera; Coccinellidae. Gene Ontology annotation, molecular function: calcium ion binding; cadherin binding. Gene Ontology annotation, biological process: homophilic cell-cell adhesion. The coding region runs from base 346 to 5991 and encodes 1881 amino acids.
CCACUAUUUUCUACUCUCACCAUCAGAGACGUACGGAGUAGAAGCUGUGCAGAAUAAGUGGGUAAAUUGUAUUCAUUUGUUUCUUGGAUAUCACGUGCCUCGCAACUCUUCUUGCCGGUACCAAACAACGUGGUGCAUUGAACUACACGGUGCUUCAGAUCGCAUUGGCUAAAGUGACCAUCGAGCAGUAAAACACCGCUACCCUAACUGAUAUCGGGAUUUAAUUGUGCUUUUUACAGUGCUUUAUCGGAUGUGUUUAUUAUAGGCUGAUGACACGAAGGAUUUUUUGAUUCAAUUUGAGAAUAAGAUAUGACUUGAAGAGUAAAUACAGAUGACAGUGAGAUUAUGAUUCUGAGAAGUAUAGCAGUUUUACUUUUAGCUGUAUGCCACAGCUGUACAGGAUGUCAAUUCUACCCCCCUGGGGAAUAUUUGAGGUUUGUCAGAGUACCAGAAAAUCUGAAAGUUGGAGAGGAAAUAUUAUCAAUUCAAGUUCAUCCUAGGAAUAGACUUCGACUCCAACCUAUAGAUAAGAUCGAAGAUGUUCAAUAUUUCACGUAUACGGAUGUCAACAGAACAACAAUAUCACUUUUGUUGGCGAAGACUUUGGAGGACCUGGUCGACACAGAUCAUCCAAGAAACGUGCUCAAAUUCAAGAUUUCCUGUGAUUAUAGCGACGGAGAAGAUGUCAUUACGUCCUCGUUGUCCGUAACCGUCUACGUGGAAGAUGUGAACGACCAUGCACCCGUUUUUGUUGGCACACCGUACAGAAUCACUGUGGAUGAGUUAACACCUGUUGGUUUAACACUCUUCAGAGGAGUUAGAGCGGUCGACAGAGACAAACCUAAUACACCAAAUUCUGAUAUUCAGUACGCUUUAGUAGCUGGCAAUCAAGAUGGAAAAUUCGCUUUGGAUAACAGUCAUCAAGCAUAUUUAACCCUGAAGAAACCUCUCGACUAUGAUACUGGCGACAGGGAAUUCAUUUUAACAGUUUCUGCAUCGGAUAGGGGAGUACCACCGAGAUCUGCAAAUGCUACCAUCCGUAUUCUGGUUAUGGAUAAUGAUGAUUUGAGUCCAAAGUUCACCAAAGGAGUAUAUCGGACGAAAAUAUCUGAAUUUUAUCCAUUAAAUGGUGAAAUAAUUCACAAACGCAUAGAUUUCGAUCCACCAAUUUUCGCCUUCGACCAAGAUGUGGCCAUAGAUGCACCAAUAAGAUACGAUAUUAUUGCCGGAAAUGAGAGACACCUCUUCUCUCAAGAUCACGUGAACGGUUCCAUAUUCCUGGAGAGAGAAAUUGAUUUAGAUUCAGAGAAAGCUCUUCCAGGAAACACCUUUGUCCUACAGAUACAAGCCGCACAGUUAGAUAAUCCUCUGAAAGCUGGAGUUGCGAGAGUGGAAGUGGAGAUUGUCGACUUGAAUGAUAAUCUUCCAGAAUUCGAAGUGGACUUUUACAACAUAAGUAUAGUCGAGAAUCUCCCGAAUGGUUUCAGCGUAUUGCAAAUAAUUGCAGUGGAUCAGGAUCAGGGUGAUAAUGCUGACUUUACCUAUCAAUUGGAUGACAAGACUGGGGCAUUCACACUAGAUUCGAGAUCUGGAUGGUUGACAGUUCGGGAACAGGCUGUUUUAGAUCGGGAAAAAAGGUCUUCAAUCUCAAUGAGGGUCUACGCCAAAGAGAAAAUGCCGAGUAUGGUUACAAACAAAAUCGGCUCAUCCUCAGUAAACGUUGAAGUUACACUUCUGGAUGCGAACGAUAACAAUCCUUCUUUUAUACCGAACAAUUUGUAUAAUUUCAUGAUCACCACCGAUGCCAGAGAAGGGGAAGCUGUUGGUAAAGUUCACGCUGUUGAUCCAGACUUAGGAAGAAAUGGUUUGGUUAUGUAUUCGAUACAGAAGGCUUCCAAUUUAACUAUUCCUUUCAACAUCGAUUCUAAAACAGGGUCUCUUUACGUUGACCACGCUCCUCUGGUAUCGGGAAAGCAUCUUCUGUUUGUUGAAUCUUUCGACCAACCUCUGAAUCCAAGUGAAAGAAGAUCUGCCCUGGCAGUCGUUUCGGUUGAUGUUAAGGCACCUAGUUCCAAUUAUAAUAAUCAUGGUCUCCCAGACUUCAUUGGUGCGCCAUAUGAGUUCUGGGUAGGAGGAAAUGUAGGAAUUGGUACCAGUAUUGGUCAAAUUCGUGUCACGAAUAUUCCAAAUCCAAGAGAGCUGAUGUAUGACCUACUACAUGGAUAUCAUGAAGGAGUACCAUUUGCUGUAGAGGAAAGGUCUGGAACAAUAACAGUGGUAGAUGAGUUGACCAAAUUCAAAAGAGAGCAUUUUGAUUUUGAGGGUGUUGUAACGAAUGAUAAGGACGUGUACAUAGUAACAAACGUAACUGUGCAUGUGGUAGAUCCUCGAGAUGAAAAGACAAUAUUGAUGAAGGCAAGUUCAGCUCCUAUAGAAUUCCAUGUUAAGGAAAAUCAACCAAAUGUCCUGAUAGGAAAAUUGGGCUUCAAGAAUACAACUACAACGUCUCUCAAAUUUUCAAUUGCAAAUCAGAAGGAUGUUACAGAUCACAUAUCAAUCACUUCUGAUGGUACUCUCUUCACAAUUAAAGCGUUAGAUAGAGAGAUAAGAGACGUAUAUAGGCUCACUGUUAUAGCAGAAUUCACCAAAGGUCAUGCUUCUGGAACUGGCAUUUAUCAAGUAACUAUAUUUGUUGAUGACGAAAACGACAAUGAACCCAAGUUCGAGAGAUCGAGAUACGAGGGUAGAAUAACCGAAAAUAGCGUAUCCGGUACAGAAGUAGACCUGGAUUACCUAAUCCAUGUAAACGACAAGGACAUUGGUGAUAACGGACAAUUUACCGUGUCCAUGUUUGGAAAUGGUAGCGAAAUGUUCAGCUUGGAUAAGAACAGCGGAAAGGUAUAUUUCAUUAGUGCAGAUACUCCAUUAGAUCGGGAAGACUCUGAAAGCUUCAACCUUUUGCUGGUGGCAAAAGACAAAGGUGGUAUGAGCAGCGAAGCUAAACUUAACAUCAGAGUUGAAGAUGAAAAUGAUAACGCUCCCCUCAUUUACCAAUUAUAUGUGUACAAAGAGGUUGGAAUUCAAGUUUUGCAAUUUGAUAUGAUGGGUAAUAGAGUGGGCCACUUUGAAAGAGCUGGAAAUGGAUCUGAAGGAGUUUUUGUUUUAACGCAGGCUUAUCAGAGAGCCAAACGACCUAAAGAAAAAUCUUCACCUUUGAUUACAGUUCCAGAGGACGUCAAUAUAGGUUCCUCUAUCGUCAAACUGAUAGCACAAGAUGUGGAUGCUCCAGAAAAUGCCAUCAUCAAAUUCGAAAUAGUGUCAGAGAUGAAAUCAUCUAACGAUAAAAAUGCAGAACCUAUAAACUCAAUGCAAUAUUUCACCAUAAACUCGGUAUCUGGUGAAGUUGGUGUCGCCAAAUCUCUCAUACCAGAAACUGAAUUUCGACUAAACGUUUCUGCUUCAGAUAAAGCCGGUCUCAAAGACCACAUCCUACUCAGACUAAUGGUACAAGACAUCAACGACCACCCUCCAGUGUUCAAAAAGUCUUGGUACACUUUCGAUAUAGAGGAAUCGACUUAUUAUAGGAGAGUUCUAGGUACUAUCGAAGCUCUAGAUGCAGACUUCGGUUCCAAUGCCAAUAUAUCCUAUAUGAUCGACACUAAGGAUGAGACUGAUGAUCUACCAUUCUCUAUCUCAUCAAGUACAGGAGUUCUCAGUAUAAACGGACAGCUUGAUAGAGAAACCCAAGAUCGAUAUCGAUUCUCUGUUAUUGCUAAAGAUAAUCCAAAGAAAGGAAAGAGCUUGAGCAGUUCAGUUUUUGUAGAAGUUAACGUAUUAGAUGUUAAUGACAAUCCUCCGACCUUCUACGGUUACGAUGAUAUUUUGAAAUCUUCCAAAACCAGUAAGAACGAUGUUGAUGUUCAAGAUAGAAUUCCAAUUUACUAUGCCACGAUUGCCGAAAACAGCCCUAUUGGAACACCAGUUACAAGAGUUUUUGCAAACGACUCCGAUUUCACAGGAAAUGGCAAUGGUCUUCUUUUAUUCGACAUACCUUUCGUGAAGAAUAAAUCAAACCUUUUCACAGUUGAUUCCAAACAAGGUGUGGUGACAACAAUUGGAAAACUAGACUACGAAACUGACAAAGUCCAUAACAUAACUAUCAUAGCAUCAGAUUUGGGAUCACCAAGCUUGAGCUCAACAGCUCUCUUGGUCGUCAAAGUGAUAGAUGUACCUGAGGACCUCCGACUAUUUGAAAAACCAGUUUUUGCCCAUAGAUACUAUGAGAUAGAAGUUGAGGAAAAUGUUCCUGUACCCAUGAAACUACUCACAUUGAAUGUGACCGAUUUUUACAAAAACUACAAGUUCAGGUAUAGCAUUGUAGGUGAGAAGAAUGACGACAAUAAGAAGAUCUUCAAGAUUGAUCCCAGGAAUGGAACGUUAUUCGUUGUUAUGAGUCCAGAUAGGGAGAAGAAAUCUAGAUAUGAACUCAUCAUCAAACUGGAGGAAUUCAAAAUACGAAGAGAUAUGACUGUGAUGGUUUACCCAGUUUCGAGUGACAGAUUAGGAAAGCUUGGAUUAAAUGAAGUAAAAGUCAUCGUAAGAGUAACGGAUGUUAAUGACAAUCCACCCAAGUUCACCACAAUGGGAAGACCAAUCAUAGCUGCUAUACCAGCUUCUGCUAAUUAUGGAUUCCAUAUUCUACGUCUGCAGGCCAGAGAUCCAGACCUGGGGCUCAACGGCGAAGUCCGUUAUCAGAUUUUGGGACGUGCUGGUGAAUCUUCCAGGAGAUUCGCCAUCGAUCCAGUAACAGGCCAAGUACGCUCCAUCUCUAGUUUCAUCAAGGAUGCUGGGAAAGUUUUCGGCUUCGACGUGAAAGCUACCGAUCGAAGGGGCGCAGAUGACGGCAAGAGUUCUAUAGCCAACGUAUUCGUUUACAUAUUGGACGAGCAGAACCAGCUCGUUCUGGUGAUGGGAUUGAAGCCCGUCGAGGUGGAAAGAAGCAUAGAUAACAUAACUUCAGCUUUGUACAACGUUACCGGCUACGACAUCCGAAUUAGGAAAUUGGAACCACACUCGGAGAGGAAUCAACUAGAGGCAAGCGCAACCGAUAUGUACCUGUAUGCUGUGGACCCAUUAUUGAAUUCAGUUGUGGACAUGAACGACCUACAGCAAGUUCUACAGACUAGACACGAAGAGCUAGAGAGGUCUUUGAAUGGCCCUAAAGUACUUGCAAUAGCUUCAGGACCUAUACAAAGAAGUCAUUUCCGAAGUCAAAGGGUACUCUUAUCCUCUUUAGAAGUUGGAGUUGUGAUCUUGGGAUGUGUGGUGUUCAUUGGAGCUUUAGCGACAGCUAUAUGUGUUUUAUGUGUGAGGAAGAAGAAGAAAAAAUUAUUGCAAAAAGCAUUCACAAGACCCUUGAGCUACUCCCUGGCUGCAAACGGAAUAGGUAAACCCACAUUCUUCUCCCCAACAUUCACCGAAGGGCUUUGUUAUGAAACUGAUGGGCAUCGAUCAUCACACAGACAUGGCUACACCUCAAGACAGCAUGAUGUUUCUUGUCCACGUUACGUUCCUUCUCCAGAUCAUCGAGGCAGAUCUAGAAACUCUGGAGGAAUGAAGAGUGUAGCGUCUUCUAGUGGUCAAGACUCUGGUAUCGUUGAGACUCCUCAAUGUCAAUGUGGGAAUUUGAGCAGUCAUUCCUCAGAAGAGAGCAGUUAUGAAGAUUCUCUCCAGUCAGUGUCAGCACAUAGAAGGGAAACUAGAAACUCUUCAAUGAGGCACAGUAACCCGACUUUGAACGAGAAUCCUUCUCAUCGAGACCGUCGUUCUAGGAACAGAUCGAUCACUGAAGCCAUAGUAAGACCAUCUGGUCUUCACCGUCCUAUGUCGAUGACCCAUCUUUCAGGCUCACCGGCGUUCUUAGUUUCAGCUCCAACACCGGCUAUAAGAAAGUCCAACGAAAGACUGGUGCUCUAUCCUGUAAAUCAAUAGUAUUAAUUCAAUGGAAAAUCCCAAUGAAAACGAACUGAAAACUGUAAGAAACCGAAUGAUUCUGUGAGUGAUAAAAACAUAGAGUUUAAGUUUCUACUACGUCUCUCUAUCCAUCUUCUUGCCGAUUUUUUUUGGUCCUUGAUAAACGAUGGAAUUCGUUUCUUAGGAAUUAACAUAGCCAAGAACAUAUUGCAUAUGAAAAUGUUUCAUUCUUCUUUCUUUAUUGAGCGGAGAAAAUGUUGUUACCAUUAAGUACCUGACCUAUUUUCAAAUUUUUAACAGGAAUUCUUUUUAUGAGGUCAUUUUAGUUACCAUCGAAAUUUUCGAAUGUAUGUAUAUAUGGAUCGAUAAGGAGAAUUAAUUUUUUAUUUGAAGUUUUAUUGUAUGAUUUAUUUUUGUGUAUAUGAAAGUUUAAAUUAUUUUUUGAAAGGCCUUCGUGCAAUAUAGAUUCAUUGAUAUUUCAGAUGAAUUGAAUUUAUUAUGUAUAUAUGUAUAUUAAAAUGAAAUAUCUAUGAUAAAACAA